CUACUCGGUGUUCCAGUGAAAGCCAACAUUUACAAAUUGUCAGUGGCGAGCCAGACCUGUCAACGAGUUAUGAGCGUGGAGCGUAUAUUCGAUGAGUUUGGACACUUCAAAAGGUUCCAGGCAUGUCUGUACUUUGCUGCUGUCUUCCAGGCCAUAGCCUGCGGAAUCCACUACCUGGCCUCCGUGUUCCUCGUGGAGAGGCCAAACUUUGUCUGUGCUCCGCCAGGRAACAUCACUGACGUCCUGUACGGGAACCACACUGGUGCUUCCCUGGAGGAGGUGCUACCAUUCUUCAAACCAGCGAACGGGCCCAUGGUGGUCCGAACGGCUGUGGGCCAACAGUGGGAGCUUAGCACCUGCCAGCGCAGUCAGAGGAUGAACCCCACAGACUUCACCUACGAGCAGGUCGUCAACAGGACGACGGAAAAGUGUGACGAGAACGACCGUUACGUGUACGACCACAGCGAGGUGUAUCAGAGCAUCGUGACGGACUGGGACCUGGUGUGUGACAGGGAAUGGCUGGCCAAGCUGUGUCAGCCCACGUUUAUGAUGGGMGUGCUGGUCGGAGCGCUGGUGUUCGGGGACAUCGCUGACAGGGUUGGCAGACGGAGGGUCCUAAUGAUCACCAGCCUCUGCCAGUUUGUGUUUGGUGUAAGCGUGGCAUUCAUGGGAAACUACUACCUAUUUAUGGUCGUCCGCUUCCUGCUCGCCAUGGUGUCCAGUGGCUACCUUGUAGUGGUGUUUGUGUACGUGACCGAGUUCACCGGCAACAAGGUACGCACGUGGACCUCCAUGCACGUGCACGCCGCCUUUGCCACGGGCGUCAUGAUGGUAGCAAUCAUGGGCUACCUGGUGCGGACCUGGCGGAGCUAUCAGAUCAUCCUCUCCACCUGCACCUCGCCCUUCCUCUUCUUCUGCUGGAAGUUUCCCGAGACACCCUUCUACCUGAUGGCUAAGGGGAGGCUCCAGGAGACCCAGGUCCUGUUGGAUUCCAUAGCCCGCUUCAACGGCCUGGAGCCUGGCCGCCUGAGGGCCGAGGACCUCCUGGAACCCAAGGAGGCUCUGCUGGAGAAGGAGGUGGCACCGGGGAGAGCACAGCCAGCGGAGCCCGAGAGAAAGCUGAGCAUCCUGGACCUGUUUGGGACAUGGAGGAUGGCCUGGAGGACAGUGACAGUGUGGGCAGUGUGGUUCAUUGGCAGCCUGGGCUACUACGUCUUCUCCCUGGGCUCCGUCAACCUGGGGGGCAACCAGUACAUCAACCUCUUCCUGGCUGGUGCAGUGGAGUUCCCUUCCUACCUGAUUGGCUGUUAUGCGAUGGACCGGGUGGGCAGGAAGAGGACAUGUGCCCCAGCUCUGCUGCUGGCUGGAACGGCCUGCAUGCUCAUCAUUGUGGUGCCAAAAGACAUUGAGGUGCUAGUUAUCAUCCUCAGUAUGACAGGGAAGUUUGCCAUUGCCAUAGCCUUUGGCCUCAUCUACCUCUACACCUGUGAGCUCUACCCAACUAUCAUCAGGUCCCUGGCGGUGGGCAGUGGCUGUAUGAUGUGUCGUGUGGGCAGCAUCGUGGCUCCUUUCUGUGUCUACCUAGCUGACAUCUGGCAAUACCUACCACAGCUGAUUGUGGGGAUCCUGGCGUUUAUAAUAGGCGUUCUGACCCUGUUGUUACCAGAGACCCUGGGUGAGCCCUUGACCAGCACCAUGGAGGAGGCUGAGGCUCUAGGCAGGAAGAAUAGCCCUGAUCAGGGAAAGAAAGACCCUGAGGAGGGGAUGGAGAUGAACUAGAUCCAGAGCAACUAGUUGGACGGCAAGCCCUGAGGGACACACCUCACCACCAAUCAGAGAGAAGGAGGCGGCCAGGGAUAGAGAGGGGGUAGGAAGUGGAGGAGAGAGAGAAGGAAAGAGACUACUGGAAGCGAUGCCAAGAAACCAACAAAACAAACAACCYCAAAAACAAACAACAUCGAAUUUGGAACCUUAGUAGGACUUUUUGUAAUAAAGUGUUUUUUUACAUUUUGUUCUGCAAAGCGGCCAAAUMCAGAGCUGGUAUGCUCUGGUUGAGCCAACCAACCGCAGCCAACCUCUGAGUUCCUUGGCUGCAGCUGUUCAGAAGGAGACAGAGGG
This is a messenger RNA of Salvelinus sp. IW2-2015, 2118 nucleotides long. It is a transcript of the gene slc22a16, whose product is annotated as solute carrier family 22 member 16. The record is from RefSeq and is a predicted model, not a curated record. Gene Ontology annotation, cellular component: membrane. Lineage: Eukaryota; Metazoa; Chordata; Actinopteri; Salmoniformes; Salmonidae. Gene Ontology annotation, biological process: transmembrane transport.